UAGUGCAUGUAAUGUGAUAUUCUGGGUGUUGUGUAAUGUAGACCUCCCCUUUCAUGACUUCAUCACCAACUCAGCUGUCACAGUGUAGUAACUGUACAUAGAGAAGCUGUCGAACAGGCUCCAGCAGGUUUCAAGAAUGAAGUUAUCCGUCCUUGGAGCUUCUGGCCAGACAGGAUUAUACUUGGUGUCUCAAGCCUUGGGACUGGGACAUGAAGUAAAAGCCCUUGUGAGAGAUGUCAGUAAAAUAACAAUCCAGCAUGAAAAUUUAAAGGUAGUAGAAGCCAAUAUAUUUUCACAGGAAUCCCUAGCAGAACAUUUUCAAGGCCAGGAUGCAGUUAUGUCAUGUCUAGGAUUUCCUUAUAAAAUGUUCUCAUCUAUCAGUGAAUACACCAACUCCAUGAAAGCCAUCGUUGGAGCAGUGCGACAAACUGAAGUGAACAGAAUGGUUGUGAUGACUUCAUGGUAUACGGACACUAGCUCUGCGCAGAAUUCUUCAUUUUUUGUACGCAAUUUACUCAUACCUCUCAUAAAAAGUGUGCUCACAAACAUGUAUGAGAUGGAACAGUACCUUGAAAAAGAAUGUCCUGAUCUUAACUGGACGGUUGUAAGACCACCCGGACUACAAAAUGUUCCAGUAACAGACAAGGAAAUACUGACUCAUGAAGGCUUCUUUGUCCCAGAUGAAAAGGGGUACCCUAUUACUAACACAGUGUCUCGUGCAGAUGUAUCACGCUUCAUGCUCUCUACCCUUAAUGAUGAAAAGUGGACCAGAAAAAUUGUUGCAAUGUGUUGUAAAUAAUGUUAAGGUAGCUCUUUUUUAACAGCGAAAGCCACCAACUUUAAGCAAUGGAGAAAACAAAUGAAAGUCCAAUUGCCAUUAUAGCUGGU
This is a messenger RNA of Nanorana parkeri, 888 nucleotides long. RefSeq lists its product as uncharacterized. The transcript is spliced from 5 exons. The record is from RefSeq and is a predicted model, not a curated record. Bases 137 to 799 code for a protein of 220 amino acids. NCBI's taxonomy places the organism in Eukaryota, Metazoa, Chordata, Amphibia, Anura, Dicroglossidae.